AUGUUGAUCUGGUUUCCACAAGUCUUUGCAACUAGAAUCCUGAUAAAUGAAUUGGCAUCCAAGUUCGAAGAGGAGUGGCUCAGAGAGUUGUGGAUCCAAGCUUCAGCUUCAAACCUAAAUCGAAAUCAUGGGUCGUAUAUCAUCUGGGAAUUGGCAUCUUCAAUCUACAAAGUCCUUCCUGCAACAUCAUUGAGCUUCAACUUUCCCAGUUUCAAUAAUUCACUAAUUAAUAUUUACAUCAAGCCCCAGCUAGAUGCAACAGUCUCUGAUACAAUCAUUGACCUCACACGAAACAAAGGGGACAAAUCCAGUAUUGGUACUCAGGGAGGAGUUUUGUAUAAUGAUCCAGUUCAUCUCUGGGACAAGAAGACGGGAAACCUAACCAACUUCACCACCCAUUUCUCCUUCACUCUAAAGAAUACCAUAUACACCAACACCAUUGGAGAUGGACUUACUUUCUUCCUUGCUCACUAUGGUUUUGAAAUCGACGGUUAUUUUGGAGGUGGUGGAUUUGGUGGUGGUGGCCUUGGUCUUUUCUGCAACCAACCUGUAGACAAUACCCCAACGAAUAGGUCCAUCGUUGCAGUGGAAUUCGAUACAUGUCAGAAUUAUUGGGACCCAGAUUCCAAUCAGAUAGGUAUCGACAUCUAUUCCAUCGUAUCUGUAAACCAUAGCUCAUGCAAUAGUAGUCUUUGGAAUUUUAUGAGAAAUAAUGGUAUCCCUUGGGAGGUUACGGUUACUUAUGAUUCAAGUUCCCAUAACUUGAGUGUUAUAUUGACUUGUUCUAAUCAAUCUGUUUCUGGUGAGAUCUGUAGCCUUAACCAUAUUGUUGAUCUGAGGGAAUAUCUUCCAGAAGAGGUCACUAUUGGGUUUUCUGCAGCCAAUGGAUAUGCCUCCGAGCUACAUCAGCUCAACUCCUGGGACUUCAGCUCGAGUUUGGAAAUUGAUAAUUCGAAUGAAGGAGGUGUGGCCCCUGCGCCUGCACCCGCGCCCGCACCCGCGCCCACACCAGCAUGGGGGACCAAUGAAGGUGUACGCACAAGCACCCAACAAGGGGGCAUAUCCAUGAAAAAAAAGAUAGGAAUCGCAGUGGGCGGAGCUGCCAUGAUCAUGAUUACAGUCUUGGGUUUGUUUUGGUUUUUCAAGUGGAGAAAGAAUCGAGAAAAUAAAGCAGAUGAUGAUGUGGUCUUAGAUGUGCCCACGGGACCUAGGGAGUUCUCGUAUGCUGAAUUAUCUAGAGCAACUAGGAACUUUGAUGAGAAACAAAAGCUGGGAGAGGGAGGAUUUGGAGGCGUUUAUAGAGGCUUCAUGAGUGAUCUCAACAUGGAUGUUGCUGUGAAAAGGAUCUCUAAAGGGUCUAGACAAGGGAUAAAGGAGUAUUCAUCGGAGGUGAAGAUCAUUAGUAGAUUGCGGCAUAGGAACCUCGUGCACCUUGUUGGUUGGUGCCACCAACGGAAAGAGCUACUUCUUGUGUAUGAGUUCAUGCCCAAUGGAAGCCUUGAUUCCCAUCUAUUUCGAAAAAGGAGUUCCUUGACAUGGGAGUUGAGAUACAAGAUAGCUCUUGACUUAGCCUCUGCAUUACAGUAUUUGCAUGAAGGGUGGGAUCAAUGUAUCAUCCACAGGGAUAUUAAAUCCAGCAAUGUAAUUCUAGAUUCCAACUUCAAUGCUAAACUAGGGGAUUUUGGUCUGGCUAGGCUUGUGGAUAAUGAGAGGGGGUCACAAGCAACUAAUGUAGCUAGUGCCAUGGGAGGAAGGCUUGUGGAAGGGGAGAAAGGGGAGAAAGGGGCACAAACAACCAAUGUAGCUGGAACCAUGGGAUACAUGGCACCUGAAUAUGUUCUUACUGGGAAGGCUAGCAAAGAAUCUGAUGUGUAUAGCUUUGGCAUUGUUCUCUUAGAAAUUGCUUGUGGGAGAAAACCUGUUGAGAGAAAGGCUAACCCAAGUGAAGUAGGUUUGGUAGGAUGGGUUUGGGAGCUCUAUGGAAGUCAAAAGCAUCUCGAAGCGGCUGACCCACGUCUAUCUAUGGAUUCUGACAAACAAGAAUUAGAGUGCAUGAUUGUUGUAGGGCUGUGGUGUGCUCAACAAGAUUACGAUCUUCGACCUUCUAUUGGGCAAGCUAUUAAUGUUCUCAAAUUUGACUCUCCAUUGCCUAUUCUUCCAUAUCGGAGGGUGCCUAUUUCUUCUCUCCAUUCAACAUGAAUAAAUUCUCGAUUACAUCAUCGCAUGUUUCUACAGAAUGUGAUACAAGUAAUACCCAACGUUCGUCCAGCAGCUGCCCCACUGAUAUCUGUGUUUUAAACAAGUCAUCUCCUUCAUCUUCUCCCU
Macadamia integrifolia is the source of this 2325-nucleotide messenger RNA. Its product is annotated as L-type lectin-domain containing receptor kinase IX.1-like. The record is from RefSeq and is a predicted model, not a curated record. Bases 1 to 2199 code for a protein of 732 amino acids. The transcript has 2 exons. Gene Ontology annotation, biological process: protein phosphorylation. Gene Ontology annotation, cellular component: plasma membrane. Gene Ontology annotation, molecular function: carbohydrate binding; protein kinase activity; ATP binding. NCBI's taxonomy places the organism in Eukaryota, Viridiplantae, Streptophyta, Magnoliopsida, Proteales, Proteaceae.